Acaulospora colombiana is the source of this 967-nucleotide messenger RNA. NCBI's taxonomy places the organism in Eukaryota, Fungi, Glomeromycota, Glomeromycetes, Diversisporales, Acaulosporaceae. The record is from the annotation of a GenBank genome assembly.
AUGUCGGACGCGCCAAUCUUCUUCAAGAAGACCAAAAGCAAGACCGUAAAGUCACGUGAAGCCAGAGAAGAUGAUGAGGAGGUCACAACAGAAACAAAGACCGUAGUGUCUAACUUCAAGAACCGAAAUAAAGGCCGUUCCAAACCACAGCAAAGACUCUCAUUUAAUACGAAUGAUGAGGAGGAAGGGGAUGGUAACAAUGAUGCUAUUCAAGUGAAGAGAUCUGCGUUAGGCAAAAAGCAGAAGUUUGGUAUUGGAGCAGCCCCUAAUUCAAGUCCAGGUUCCCUUCUUUCCUCACGGCUGGAACAAACUUCUAUCACUUCACGUUCAGAAGGACCAAGAUAUGACGCAAGCUAUUUAGAAGAGUUGAAAGCCAGUACAAAUAGUGCGCGACCACCGGCUCUACGACCUGGUGUGGAUGGGGCAGAGCCAAAUGGAAUGGUAAUCGACAAUGACCUCACAUUUGAUGCGAGUGAAAUGGAGGGUGCAAUCAUUGAAGAAGUCGUGGAUAUGCCGUUGGUCUCUCAAAAUCCUGCAGCGGAUACUAUGAUUCAUUCAGAGUCUUACGUCAAGUCUGCACGCGAAAAGAGGGAACGUUUACGGAAAACUGGCAUCAAUGAUAGCGAAGCCGACUAUAUAUCUCUGACAGUGGCGAGAAAGGAAGAGUUUGACUCUGGUCCACAUCCCGAGAGUAGACUCAUGAGAGAAGACGACGAUCUGGGUGAAGGAGACGAUGAUGAUGCAGCCUAUACCGGUGCACAAGAGCGAAUAGCUCUGAGCAAGAAAGGCCGCAAGGAGCAAGAGAAACAACGGAAAAAGGGGAUGGAAGAGCUAAUAGAAGAAGCGGACGAGCAGGACGAAGAAACGAUGGAAUGGGAGAUGGCCCAAGUAAAAAGGGCUGUGCCUACGGAAGCCAAUGAAGUUAAUAAUCAAAAAUCUCAACCACUAACAUACAAGCCUACCGCAA